Molecule: messenger RNA, 333 nt
Organism: Microthlaspi erraticum
Lineage: Eukaryota; Viridiplantae; Streptophyta; Magnoliopsida; Brassicales; Brassicaceae
Source: the annotation of a GenBank genome assembly
AUGUUUGCAGUUGCAAUCAACUCUAAUGAACAAGACUUUCUUGAAGCUCUUAAAAGACCAGACGCUAUUUUGGCCGGUGCUGGAAUCAUGUUGGUCUCAUGCGUUAGUGGAGCUCAGCUAUCGAACUACACAACUUUCUUGACCGAUCCUUCGCUCGUGCCGCUUAGCAUCGUCAUGACAUCGCUCUCAACCGCUACGGCGGUCCUCGUUACUCCCAUGCUUUCUCUCUUACUCAUUGGUAAAAAGCUUCCCGUUGACUUGAUUGGUUUGAUCUCGAGCAUUCUCCAGGUCGUGGUUACACCUAUUGCCGCAGGACUACUUCUAAACCGGUGA